Molecule: messenger RNA, 246 nt
Organism: Dentiscutata heterogama
Lineage: Eukaryota; Fungi; Glomeromycota; Glomeromycetes; Diversisporales; Gigasporaceae
Source: the annotation of a GenBank genome assembly
AUGGCCGUGACGAAGUCACGAGGCAUCUAUUUGUCACGAGAUCAUGACCCAGAUCCCAGUAAUGAUGGAAUAAGCGAUGGUAAGUAUGAGAUCAUAGUAAAUGAUUAUUUAAGAGUAUUGGAUCGAAAAGCUGUUCUGCCUCUUUUGUCUUUGCUGCUAGCUCGACGAAAGUCUAGCUUUGUCGAUGAUAGCCCGGGCGGACAACCCGGUUGGAUAUCGAAUGAGUACAGUAGUGAUCGAUGCUAG